Eimeria tenella is the source of this 3006-nucleotide messenger RNA. RefSeq names its product EGF-like domain-containing protein, putative. The coding region runs from base 1 to 3006 and encodes 1001 amino acids. Gene Ontology annotation, cellular component: protein-containing complex; plasma membrane. The record is from RefSeq and is a predicted model, not a curated record. Gene Ontology annotation, biological process: heterophilic cell-cell adhesion; establishment or maintenance of epithelial cell apical/basal polarity. Lineage: Eukaryota; Apicomplexa; Conoidasida; Eucoccidiorida; Eimeriidae. The transcript is spliced from 7 exons.
AUGAACCGUUUUAAUAUACCUGCAAAUCACAUCCAGCUCGAAUGGGCGAAGUCCGGUUCAUCUGUCAAGACCAGCACAUAUAAAGGGAAGACAUACACAUGGCUCCCACGAAGCCAGACUGCUGGCGUCAAAGUGGGCUAUGCUACAAUGUGGGACCGGUCAAGCAAGGGCUAUUGCACGCGGAGUGAUGCACAGGUUGACACUCAGCGUUACUUGGGACAGCGCCUUAUGGCUGUGGGGGCCUGUCCGAACUACGGCAAGUAUAUUGCCUUUGUAGACCGAUCAGGAAACCCCGUGGACAGCGUGGAGCGAUUUACAAACGAAAUUCAUGGGAACACCAUGCCUUUCUCAAUUCAGGGAUGCACGUCUACUGCUUCUGUGGGAACAGCCGAAGUGCCGAUGGGCCAGUCUGGCUGGAGUAUGUAUUCAGGGUACCUUGUCAAAUGCCCCUUUAACCAAGCAGUGUAUGAUAAAGACAUGCUUCUGGAUGCGGAAUAUGACCCUAACGCCUGCAGUUUUGUGACUUUGGAAAACCCCCUGGUGUUCCUUGACACCUCACAGAAAGAAGGAUCGUUGGCCUAUAAGCCGUAUGCCUUCCACGGACAAGGAGGGCACAAAGGUUACGAUUUCGUCGGCAGCGGAGUAGGGUGUCCUCCAUUUUCCCCUCCACAGACGACGCGUCCUAUGAAGUCUCCCGGCAUCAUCACUGAUCCCUUUCUUUGUUCGCAAUUGUCACGCUGCACCAGCAUGUGCUGGCCUUGGGAUGCCAAUCGGCCUUGCUACAGGAGUCUGCCUGCAUCUUUCAACCACUCGACUUCGGAGUGCCUGAUCCUAGGUUACCACACGCAGACAUACAUCAACGACUCUUGCACUAUCAAGUCAACAGACGACCCAACGGCGAAGUACUGUGUAAAAGCCCACAAGACUGUCGAAUCAUCCAAUUACACCUACGUGACGGCAUUCACAAGGCCGGACUUCGAAACAGCUUGCCCUCCAAGAGAACCACUGAAGAAUGUGGUUUUCGGCACAAUUUCUGGAGGGGUCUGCACUCAGCUCGCGUCAGCUUCCACAUCCACAGGAACAGCUGGGGAAUGUGGACAGGCCGUUUUUGAGGCCAGCAGCGACGACAGUCCGUCUGGCGCUGGGGGCAGCGGCAGUUCGUCCAUUUUCUGGUCUUCCUGGAUUCCUCAGAGCGCCAGCACCCAACAGGGAACGUGUAACCUGUAUUCCACUGUGCCAACUUGCCUCUUCAAAGUAGAUGGGGCUAUAUCUUUUACCGCGCUCAGCGCUGCUGAUCCUAGUCUUGCGAAGGAUCCUCCUUCAGACGCUAUAACUCCUGGGCCUUGUUCUUCCAAUCCCUGUAAAAACGGCGGCACGUGCGAGCUUCCCGGAGGAACAUGCAAGUGCCCUGCUUGUUUUUCUGGCUCAAACUGCGAAACGCGAGUCGCAGGGUGUUGCGCUUCCAAUGCAGACUGUGGCGGCAAAGGAUCGUGCGUCAGCAACAAGUGCAAAUGUAAUUCAGGCUACAGUGGGCCGGCGUGUGAAAAAGGAGCAUGUGACGACGUUCAAUGCCAAAAUUCCGGCACGUGCAAGAUGCCGUCUGGCGUUUGUGAAUGUCCAGAAGGGUUCUCGGGUCUGCGUUGUGAAACGAGCGUGUGUGAUCAAGUAACUUGCGAAAAUGGUGGUCAGUGCGAGAUGCCUUCUGGCAAGUGCAAGUGCCCAGCUUGCUUCACCGGAGAUCAUUGUGAAACUAAGAAUCCUCGUUGUUGUGAAACAGAUAACGAUUGCAACUCGCCACAAGGCAAGUGCGUCUUCAGCAGCUGUCAGUGUGCCCCAUCCAUCACCGGGGACAAGUGCGACAAUAGCGGCUGUGCUGGGGUCACAUGCUUGAACGGUGGCACUUGCAAUCAACUUAGUGGGCAUUGCAAAUGCCCCAAAUGUUAUAGCGGCUCCAACUGCGAGACGCAUGAAGCUAACUGCUGUGAGAGUGACAGCGACUGCAACGCUCCGAACGGCGUUUGCAACAGCUCGAACACCUGCGAAUGCACUCCCGAAUUCCCUGCGGCGAACUGCGUGGACUUAUGCUCUGGCGUAGAGUGCAGCAACGAUGGAAAAUGUGAUCCCGCAACAGGAAAGUGCACGUGCCUUGCUGGCUGGGGUGGACCACAGUGCAUUGUUCCACAGCCUUGCGGCACUGAAGGGGCAAUAUGCUCUGGAAAUGCUACUUGUGACCAAGAAGCCCUAAGCUGCGUCUGCAAACCUGGCUACACGGGCGAGGAUUGCACCGAACUUUCACCAGAGUGUAGUGAGCUGUGCACAGUGGGGGGCAGCGUGAUUAGAGAUAGCGUGAGCGAAUGCAAGGUUGACUGCUAUUCAGCAUGCUGCAAGCAUCUGAUAGAAUCUUGCAAAGACCAGUCAGAAGACAAUCAAGAGCAGUGUGUCAAAGACGCCCUUCAAGCUGAAGAGGACGAAUCAUGCUGCGUUGCGCGUGAAGAAGGAAGCAGCAAUGCUGCAUUGUACGCCAUAGCAGGGGUUGCCGCAGCCCUUUUAGUACUUGGAGCUGCUGGAGGGAUGUACUACAAAAACAGUAUGGGGGCAGGAGCUUCGGGAGAAGUUCUAGAUAAUUCAGUGGGUGAAGCUGUUGGUGGAAAACACCGGCCGACCAGACAAGAAUCGGCCAUUUCAGUUGACUUUGAAGAUUACGCAAACACUCCAGAUGAUGCCACUGGGGACCUGCAGGCAGAAGGCGAGACUGCACAGGAAGCAGACUGGGACGUGAAUGUAGAGGAUGGUGACGUUUUAGGCUGCAAGGAGACAGGCAGCAAGCAUAUAGGAAUGGCGCUGCUUUUACAACUCCAUGGAGCCACCUUCAGUGAUUGGGAGCCUGACUGCAAUGAGAGAAGAAGAAAAUGCAGCGACUCAACAGUGAUCCCCGCCUCGCCUUUGAAGCUUGGGUGGCGUUUGUGCUUCAGCAGAGAUGACGAUUAUCACUCAGCACAUUUGUGA